AAUUAAUAUGAGAUUGUUGGUUCAUAAUUUACUGAUGUGUAAUAAGUGCGAUAAGAACAAUUAUCCACUUAAGAUAGAAGUCAAUAAGAGUGUUAUUAUGGAAUUAGAGUUCAAAAAAGAUGCAAUUUUAAAGUUAAUUCCAAAGCUUGAUUUUGAGGUAUUAUCCAAUACAGUCAGAGAAGUAAGACAGUGAAUUAUGAGAUAGCUUGGAUUCAAGCAAUUCCCCAAAUAGAUUCCUGCAAAUGUGGAAUAAGACUUAGGCUUCUUGAAAGACUUGCAUAGAGUUUUAUUUGAGGUAAUAAUUUAAAGAAAGAAUUUAAUGUAGACUCAUAUAAUGGAUGGCCAAUUGACUUGUCCCAAUCCAUCCUGCAAAAGAAAUUAUCCCAUCACAAAUGGAAUUCCUAAUAUGAUUCUUACAGAAGAUGAACAAUGAUAUAAAUUGGUAAUUUGUCAAUAUUAAUAAUUCUCACUUUAAG
Paramecium octaurelia is the source of this 476-nucleotide messenger RNA. Lineage: Eukaryota; Ciliophora; Oligohymenophorea; Peniculida; Parameciidae. The record is from the annotation of a GenBank genome assembly.